Messenger RNA from Mytilus californianus (California mussel), 2630 nucleotides. RefSeq lists its product as uncharacterized. The record is from RefSeq and is a predicted model, not a curated record. Bases 86 to 1831 code for a protein of 581 amino acids. Gene Ontology annotation, molecular function: zinc ion binding. Lineage: Eukaryota; Metazoa; Mollusca; Bivalvia; Mytilida; Mytilidae. The transcript has 2 exons.
AUUUAUUGACAUAGUAGAGUAUUCGAGAAUCAUUGUGCAAUAACUUAUCGCCCGAUGUUAAUUGAAAGAUUGAUAUGUUGGUACAAUGAUUCUGCGUAUGUUUUACGAAGAAGUAUCGACAAUGGCUACAUGUAAAUCAGUGUGCGCUGUAUGCGAUCAUCGACACCAAACUUCACCGUCAUCCCACUGGUGUAAUGAGUGUGAGGAACCAUUGUGUUCUGAUUGUAGGGAACAUCACAAUGCUUUAAAGGUAACAAGAUAUCACAUAACUAUUCCUAUCUCAGAAUACCAAUUAUUACCAACUGUUGUAACCGAAAUCAAGCAGAAUUGUGUUUUUCACAAUGAGAUGUAUCAACUUUACUGUAAUAAGCAUGGAAUCCCAAUAUGUAACAAGUGCGUAAAGGAUCAUGGGAAAUGUGGGGAAAUAUUUUUACUUGGGGAGGUCGUUCGGGACAUAAAGACUUCGGAGUCCUUCAUUGACCUAGAACAGAACCUUGACGACCUAUUUGAUGAUAUCAUUCAAAUUCGUAAAGAAAGAGAGACCAAUAUAGAAAGUAUAAAAGAUCAAAAGAAGAAAAUAGCUGUACAAGUUUGUCACUUAAAAAAUCAGGUCAUCCAGCACUUAAAUAAACUGGAAGAGAAGUUCAUAAAAGAACUUGACCAAAUUGAAUUUAAUUGCUGCGACCUAACUAGUUCAAUUGUCUCUUUAUUUCAAGAUAAAGCGAAGGAAAUAAAUCAAAUGAAAUCAGAAAUCAAACACACGAAGAAAUACGCAUCAGAUCUGCAAGCAUUCCUAAGUAUGAGAGAAAUUCAAGCAAAAACCACUGAAUACGAAAAACAUCUCCAGUCUAGUAUUGAAGAUAAGAACUACGCAAAAAUAAGCAUAAAAAGUACAAUAGAUAGUAAGAUACUAGAUUUUCUGUUUGUUGAUACAAUUGGUUCCAUUACAGUCAAUAAAAGUCCGUCUGCUCAUGUUUACCUAAAAAAAAGGAAAAACAGACAAGCUCAAAUGCAAGUCAUGGUUCCCAAAGCAAUGAAAUCAAUCAACAAUAUAGAACAUAAUUUCAAACGAAAGAUUAAUACAACUGGUAAAUACGUAUGUGGUUGUUGCGUUACAAGUAAGGGUGAACAAAUUGUUACUGAUCACCAAAAUAGCAAUGAAAAAAUAAUAAAAAUUAAUACCAAAGGUAAAGUUGAAUAUACCAUCCCGUUUACUAAAAAGUACAAUGCGUUUGAUGUGGUGUGUUUAGAUGACUAUACAGUAGCUGUUUCAAGUGGAUAUUCAUUUACAAAGCCUGGUAUCAGUAUAAUUGAUUUACAUUCUAGAAAAAUGGCAAAAUUCAUUGACUUACCAAGUUAUCCAUACGGCAUUGCACAUAAUGGUUCAUCAUUGAUCUGUUGUGUAGAAGACAAAGACAUACAUGUGAUAUCUUGUAUAGACUACAAUAUAACCACAAUCCCUAACACUGUCUUGCCUGAGUUUUCAUACGUAUCAACGCAUGCUGACAAAAUUUUCUUUACCAAUCCGAAUAAAAACACAGUUUCUUGCUGCUUAUACAGCGGAACACAAGUGUGGGAGUUUAAAGACAAAAGCGUUUUAGAUUUACCAAAGGGAAUUUCCGUAGACAACAACGGGAAUGUUUUUGUUAAUGGAUGCAGUUCAAAAAAUGUAGUUGUUAUAUCUCCUGAUGGAAAACAAUGCAAAGAGAUACUGAACAGGAUCGAUGGUCUUAAUACUCCGUUGGGAAAUUUCUUUGACAAAGACAGGAAACAGCUGUUAGUGGCAAAUGCAACACAGUUUGCUAAUGUUUAUAAUAUUUCUUAUUCUUAAACGAAAUGUUUAUAUUGCAAUUCAUGUAACCUAUUUCAUUAUCUAUAUUUUGUCUAUUCAUAAAUCGUCAUCAUUCAAACAUUUCUGAUAAUGUCUAAUAAAAGUUUUAUGACAACAGAUAUUAUUGGUAAACUUCAACAGUUAAUAAUAUCUGAAUAAACGGGGUUCUCUUCUUGUACUAAUGAAUAAAAUAUCUGCCAAUAUAAUUAUGAUUGGAAAUUAAGGUAACAAUUUAUUGCUUAAAGUCAUCUGUCAUUUAUUUUAUUAGCUUUGUAAAUUUGGGGUAUGCUACAGUUAAAAUAUCAAUCGUUUGAAAGAACAAAAAACACAGAAAGGGAAGAAACAGAAGAAAACGUUGCAACCUGAAAUACAUAAAGCUUCCGUAACUCAUUUGAUACUCAAAUUGCACAAUGAGUACCAAAAGUAAUUUUAUAUAACUUGAUUUUUCAUUGCUCCACAUUUUUUUUCUUCAAAACUUCUGACCCCUUUUAUGUCAGCAAUCAAAACCUAGCUUCAAAGUUGAAAGACUUCCAAAUUUAUUUUGUGUGAAUCAGAUGUGUAUAAAGAUGUCUUUCUUUAUAUUGAUAUACAUUUUGUAGUUGGAUAAAUGUCAUAAAGACUGUAUCCCAACUUCUUUUGUUCAUUUCUAAAUAUUAAGCAAAAGCUGCAUGACAGCACACCACUUAAGUCAUUGAUCAAAAAGAGAUACACGUAAACAUAAGAGCAAUAUCAAAAUACAUUUAUAGAUGUGAUUAUGCUGUAAAAUGAAACAAGAUAUAAUAAUAAUUUAAGAAAUCAG